Molecule: messenger RNA, 1185 nt
Organism: Pseudophryne corroboree (corroboree frog)
Lineage: Eukaryota; Metazoa; Chordata; Amphibia; Anura; Myobatrachidae
Product: olfactory receptor-like protein DTMT
Exons: 2
Coding region: 1-1185 (394 amino acids)
Biological process (GO): G protein-coupled receptor signaling pathway
Cellular component (GO): membrane
Molecular function (GO): G protein-coupled receptor activity; olfactory receptor activity
Source: RefSeq, a predicted model, not a curated record
AUGACGCGAUUGUAUCCCGGAAGGAUGAGCUCGUAUCAUGAUUUACAGGUGAUGGGCAUCCGGGGACAGCGACGCAGCGUUGAUGUGAAGUGUCAUGGGAAACGCAAGCAUGCCAUGGCCGUUUUUGGGCUUGCCAAUGAUGUUGCCUGUGUUUCCUGUGAUCGGAAACUUGGCUGCGAUGCCCCUGAUGCAUCACUCAUUAUAUUUCGUGAGCAGACGAUGUCUAAUCAAACUGGGAUUUCAGAAAUGAUAUUGGUGGGAUUUCCCGGGAUAACAGAAGACUACAACACCUUGAUAUCCGCCAUGAUGUUCCUGGUGUAUAUAACAUCACUGACGGCCAAUGGGAGCGUCAUCUGUCUGGUCACUCUGAAUACACACCUGCACCAGCCCAUGUACCUGAUCAUAGCAAAUCUCGCCGCCUCAAACCUUUUAUUUGACACAGCGACUCUACCAAAACUAAUCGCCAAGUACUGGUUCGGUGCCUACUCCAUGCCCUUCAAUGUGUGCGUCUUCCAGAUGUUCUGCGUUCAUUACUUUGGAAGCCUUGAUUCCUUCCUCCUGAUGGUGAUGGCGGUGGAUCGUUACAUGUCUAUUUGCCAUCCCCUGAGAUACGCCGCCAUUAUCACCAACAAAACGGUUUUCAUUACUUGCGGCAUCUGCUGGGUUUGUUUUGCAACUUCUACAAAUGCAACUAUUGCCGCUCAGGCUUCACAACUCGACCGAUGUGGCGCUAACAAGAUAUAUACUUUAUUUUGUACCCAUGCCGCAAUCUCAGCCUUAGCGUGUUCAGAUGCAACAUACAUGAGAAGAGUGGCCUUUGUGUGUGCUAUGGUUGUGCUCCUAGUGCCCUUAGGGGUUAUAUUGCUGUCGUACACCCUGAUAAUAGCGGUGAUCACCGCCCGCUCCGAUAGUUGGCGCAGAGCAUUCUACACCUGCACCACCCAUCUGCUGGUUGUGGGGUUAUAUUAUGUUCCCCGGAUCUUUGUCUACAUUGUAACGAACAUUCCUUUAGUUAUAAUUAAGCCUAAUAUCAAUGCCUUGCUUCUGUUCCUGUACUCUGUGGUGCCCCAUAUGGCCAAUCCCAUUAUAUACUUUCUGAGGACAAAUGAAAUCAGACAGACUUUACAUAAAGUUCUCAAGAAAACCAGGCACAGACUAACCCUUGGGGUUUUAUAUAAGAACUAA